Guillardia theta CCMP2712 is the source of this 342-nucleotide messenger RNA. RefSeq lists its product as hypothetical. Bases 1 to 342 code for a protein of 113 amino acids. Lineage: Eukaryota; Cryptophyceae; Pyrenomonadales; Geminigeraceae. The record is from RefSeq and is a predicted model, not a curated record. The transcript has 3 exons.
AUGGCGUUGCGGAGCUCUGAUCCCGUUGCAAUCCCUCCUCGAGCAAGACUGAAAGAUAAGCAGGAGGACGAGGACGAGGACGAGGACGAGGACGAGGACGAGGACGAGGACGAGGACGAGGACGAGGACGAGGACGAGGACGAGGACGAGGACGAGGACGAGGACGAGGACGAGGACGAGGACGAGGACGAGGACGAGGACGAGGACGAGGACAAGGACAAGGACAAGGAAGAGGAAGAGGACAACUUGUGGAUGAUGUUCCUCAGAAAAGCAAGCUUGCGGAACAAGCUGCGAUUUGAUUCCCUGCGACGAAACCUGAGCCUCACCAGCCUGUGCCACUGA